Papaver somniferum (opium poppy) is the source of this 1363-nucleotide messenger RNA. Its product is annotated as polygalacturonase-like. The record is from RefSeq and is a predicted model, not a curated record. Bases 29 to 1222 code for a protein of 397 amino acids. Lineage: Eukaryota; Viridiplantae; Streptophyta; Magnoliopsida; Ranunculales; Papaveraceae. Gene Ontology annotation, biological process: carbohydrate metabolic process. Gene Ontology annotation, molecular function: polygalacturonase activity. The transcript is spliced from 4 exons.
UCGUUCACACUCUCCGGUCGAACCAAAAAUGGCUAAGAGAGUCAUCUUAUUCUCUCUUAAUCUCAUACUUCUGGUAAUCAUAUUUCCAUUAUCAACAAACGCAGCUACAUUUAAUGUUGUAAGGUAUGGAGCAAAACCAAAUGGUAGAACGGAUUCGACGAAAUCUUUUUUACGUGCGUGGUCUUUAGCAUGUAAUUCUAAGAAAUCAGCAACAAUGUGGAUACCUCGAGGAACUUAUUUGGUCAAAACAGUAGUUUUUAAUGGUCCGUGUAGAAGUAAAAGAGUUACGGUUCAAAUUGACGGUACAAUUCAGGCUCCUCCUAGAAAUUAUUGGGUUAUUGGGAAUUCUCGGAAUUGGAUUUUGUUUCAUGGCAUCAACGGUUUAACGAUCAACGGUGGGAAAGGUGGAGGGAUCUUAAAUGCGCGUGGAUAUCAUUUUUGGGAUUGUAGGCGAUCUGGUCGAAGUUGUCCACAAGGUGCAACGACGCUAUCCUUAGAUAAUGUGAAAAAUGGUUUUGUCAAUGGUAUAGUCUCAGUUGACAGCCAAUGGUCUCAUAUGUCUAUCAAUGGUUGCACUAAUAUGAGGGUUCGGCGGGUGGUUCUUAUUGCACCUGCUCAGAGCCCCAACACAGACGGUAUAGACAUUCAAUCAUCAACUGGUGUUACAAUUGUCGACUCAAGUAUCGGAACAGGUGAUGAUUGUAUCGCGAUUGGUCCUGGAACCAAAAACCUAUUGAUUCAAGGCGUAAAUUGUGGACCUGGACACGGCAUUAGUAUCGGAAGUUUGGCUAGAAGUCCUUAUGAAGCAGGGGUGGAGGGAAUCGUAGUGAAGGAUGUAACAUUCACUGGGUCCGAUAAUGGAUUAAGGAUUAAAACAUGGCCAAGACCAAGUAACGGUUUCGUGAAAAACGUUCUAUAUCAAAAUAUCCGAAUGAAUUAUGUUCGAAACCCUAUCAUUAUUGAUCAGAUAUAUUGCCCCGGUACCAAAGGCUGCUCUAAUAAGAAUUCUGGAAUCAAGAUCAGCGGAGUGACGUACCUGAAUGUAUAUGGAACAUCAGCAACACCAAUAGCAGUUAAUCUACAUUGCAGUGCUAGUAACCCCUGCAACGGAAUCAAAUUGUACAAUGUUGACCUCACUUAUUCCGAAAGACCAGCUUCUUCCUUUUGUUUCAGCGCGGCCGGAACAUCUAUGGGACAAGUCCUGCCCGGAAGUUGUUUCUAGUAAAUAAGUCAGAUUUAGUACUCGUUCUAUUUUGCUUAAUUCCUAUGUUUUCCUUUUCCCCCAAAAUCUCUUGUGUUGUAUUUGUAUAUGAUGAGCUGACCUACUAGCAUAAUGCAAAGUAUGUGUUAGCAAAAGAAAGUA